AUGGAUGAGCUCAUAGGAAAUCUAAAAUCCUAUGAAAUGAAGAAACAACAGGAGCAGGACAAGAAGGAACCCAAGAAAGAGAAGGCCUUGGCCCUCAAGGCAGCCAAAGGUGAAGCCUGUGAAAAAGAAGAAGAUGUGGCAUAUAUAACCGAGAGAUUUCUCAAGGUUUUGAGGAGAAAUGGUGGUUUUCAAAGGAGAGGUAACUCAAGCGGAUCAAUUGCUAGAAAUGACCUAUGUCAUAAGUGCAGAAAGGCUGGUCAUUUCAUCAAGGAAUGCCCAAUGCACAAACUAGAACACAAGGAUUAUAGGAGAGGCGGACCUGAUGAAGGAAAGCAGAAGGACUGA
Messenger RNA from Capsicum annuum, 345 nucleotides. RefSeq lists its product as uncharacterized. The transcript has a single exon. Bases 1 to 345 code for a protein of 114 amino acids. The record is from RefSeq and is a predicted model, not a curated record. Gene Ontology annotation, molecular function: zinc ion binding; nucleic acid binding. NCBI's taxonomy places the organism in Eukaryota, Viridiplantae, Streptophyta, Magnoliopsida, Solanales, Solanaceae.